Molecule: messenger RNA, 1075 nt
Organism: Formica exsecta
Lineage: Eukaryota; Metazoa; Arthropoda; Insecta; Hymenoptera; Formicidae
Exons: 3
Coding region: 158-469 (103 amino acids)
Molecular function (GO): serine-type endopeptidase inhibitor activity; protein binding
Source: RefSeq, a predicted model, not a curated record
AUAAGGGCAUAUAAAAAUAUAUAAAUUGGAAAACAUCUUCAUCAAAGCUCGUCAUUCGAGUUGAAUCAAUUGAUUGUGUAUCAUUGAAGACGCUACUGCUUUUUCUUCUGUCUUUUCAUUCUUUGGAACUGUAGAAACUAGGCUAUCUGAAAUAAUCAUGAAACAUAUUAUUGCAAUUGUGCAAAUAUUGACCAUGAUUUGGUUGGUCGCCUUGGCAUUCCCACAAAGAGAUUUCCAGUGGUCGAGCGAGAUUUUAGAUAAUUUCGAUAAUACGCUGAGCAGCACCACACAAAGAACAACGACUAAUUGUCCGUGUAUUGCAACUGCAGAAUAUAAUCCAAUAUGCGGCAGCGAUAAUGUUACCUAUUGGAAUAUGGGAAGAUUUAAUUGUGCGAAAAAUUGUAAUCCACGACUUGAAGUAAAGGUUAUCAGAGCUUGCGAACCAUACAGCCAGCUAAGCAGUAGUUGAACGGUUCAUUAUCACUUCCACGACUGAGAAAAUGACACUAUAUAUGAAUGCAGAUAAAUAAGUAAAGAUGUUUUAUAAUGUAAAUACUUUUAUAAUUUUAACUUUUUAUAUUGUUAUUAUUUUUCGUUUAAUAACGUUAAUUCUGACAUUGUAGUAUUACAGAUUUGUAUAUUAUUAUAGCGGAAAUUUUUCUGAUAUCGUAAUCGCAAGUUACUACCACAUUAACUACAACCUUCCAAUAAACCUAUAUAUGUUAUCAAUAGUCAAUGUAUUACAUCGCAUGUGCAUAAAGUGUAUGAGUUUUCCACGAAUUGUCAAGUGCUAUUUAAUGAUAUAAAAACUAAUGUAUGUAUAUUUUAGUAUUCUUGUUAAAUUAAAUUACUUUAUGUAACACAUUUUAUUAUUUAUCAUAUUAUAAUAUUAAUUCAACAACUAUCAAUAUUGACAUUAACAUUCUAUCACCAAAUUAUUCUAGUUUGAAAAAAAAAAAUUUUAUUGUAGUUGUCGAAUGAUGUAAUCAAAGAGAUGAUAACUCUGCUAAUAGGUUAUUAUUAGCAUUCUUAUGUGAUUUGUAGAAAUAAGUCUGACGAAUAAAUGCUCACUCGG